Astrephomene gubernaculifera is the source of this 2558-nucleotide messenger RNA. Lineage: Eukaryota; Viridiplantae; Chlorophyta; Chlorophyceae; Chlamydomonadales; Astrephomenaceae. The record is from the annotation of a GenBank genome assembly.
AAAAUCUCCCACUACUUGCUCUUACGUACCUGCCCUUUUCCUAACCGUAUAGCGAGGUCCUGAUUGUCCAAGUCACACUAUUGCGCAUGCACCUGGCAACCGUGGCAAGCAUUGAUUCGGCUCGGAGUGCCUUCUAAGCUCAGACCUUCGCGAUUCGAGUUCAACCCAGCCUACGAUCUCGCCUUCGGCUGCUGAAAAGCCUGCGUCUGUACCGCGUGCACCCCCAGCCUGUCAACAUUGCCACUGUUACGGUACAUUGGCCAGCCAUGUGUCAAGCCGUCAGAUAAGGAAUCCUGUACGGAUAUAUCCGCGCUUCGGCACUCGUUGGGAGGCGUAUAACACAGCAGCAACAACGGCAACGCAAAUCCUCUCGGAGUAGCUGCUGGGAGUAGCAGCAACAAAGGUUGCUACAAUGGCAGCGGUGGGUGCUGCUACAGCCCCUUCCGCAGCUCAGGGGGAGUUGGUUAGGGAGCAGCAUCAUGCGGACUCCGGUAGCAGCAUCAGCAACAACGGUAGCGCUUGGAGCAAGGGGUUGGAUCACAACUCAGUGGUCAUUAUCCUCACAAUGACCAUUGUUGGAGGUACGCUGCUGCUGCUGGUGUGCGCUGCGCUGUUGCUCUGGAGGCACCGCCGGCGCUCCUUCUCAGUCGACUCAGACGCGCUCAGCGAGGCACAGGCCCGUCACGGAGUCGUCGUCAUCGGUCUCUCAGAGCCCACCGGAAAAUCUCACGCCGCCUUCAAAGCAACUGGCAGCGGCCUCAGCAGCCAUGCGCCUGGCCCCUGGCACGGUAACCUGUCAGCCAGCAGCUGCAGCCUUAAGGCCGUGGAUAGCUCGGGAUCGGGGCCGGAAGGCUUCUCGCUCCAUGUGAACUGCCUAGCGGAGGCCCAGCGGGCGAGUGCAGUGGCGACGGUAACGAUUACGACAACAGGAGGAGCAGCAGCUGUGGGGAGAUACGGUAGAGAUACAGCGGUGGCUAUCGGCGCGCGAGAUCUGGGGUAGAGGUAGCGGUAGCUAUUGUGGAAUGUCCUCACAGCGACAGGGAUAGCAGCAGGAGCAGGAGUAGGAGCAGCAGUAGGAGCAGCAGUAGGAGCAGCAGGAGUAGAAAGUAAGGGCCUGGGACUGGAGUGGCAGCGGUUAGCUGGGAACGCGUCACUGCAUGCGUGAUGAAGUUAAUAGUCCUAUUCCUUGAUCACCUUUCAUUGUAGGCCGCCAUCCGCGCUGCUGUCCGGGUUGCCGCGUUUCUACCAGCAUGUUGCAUGGCAAUCUCGAAGGAAAGGAUUGGCUAUCACGUCUAAAGCGACGUUGCGUACAAAGGUGAUGUCAUGUGUUAGUCGUUCGGUGUUUCCUAAUGAUCGCACCAAGUGUCAUGGGCCCAUGGAGCAAUGGAAAGGCGGUUCAGGCAACUCCCCGUAACCACCACUAUCCUUUUGCAGCCAUGGUCACAGGGGCCGACAGUCUAAUGUUAGGAGUGCGGGAACCGAAAUGCGUGCACAGAAUAUCCCACCCAUUGACGGACCACCGAGUACCAUGUCGUAACGGUGUCGUAACGGUUGUGCCGGUUGCACGGCUCGCUUAAUUUCGCGUUGUCUGUGUGUUUUACAAUGUCAUACAAUGCCAUACAAAAAUCUUUGGUCGUCGAGCACCCAGAGUUUCAGUGCGGCAGGUGCCGUAGCGAAGUGUUUUAAGUAUGUUUCGGAGGCUGCUGCCUAAAUCGUGGCUAGCCCCUCCUCGCAAUACGUGGCUUUCGGCUGAGACAAAGAGUGUGGGUGUACUACCGGAACCAAUACUUGGGCUGGAAUGUCUGGGGGUGUUCCCGCGUGCGCAUACCGUAAUAAGUGCUGGGUGCAUUCGCAUGUGUGUGACAGAGUGCACCGUACUUGAACUUUCUGCAAAAACUGUUUUUCGUUCGAACGUGGUUUUGGACACAUGUGUGUUGCAUGCGAGGGGCGAUCGAUGCAUGUGGUCCUCGGUUGGAAGGUAGUUGUUGACCAGGCCAAUGCCCGCUGCAAAAUUGCCGCCACCAAAGUGUACCGAUCUGGUUCUCGUUCGUACGAUACCAUGUUGCAGGAUGCAAGCCUGUCAAGUUUCUCCUGCAAGGAUAGUUCCAGGCUGGCCAAAUGACUGUGUGCAUGGUUGGUGGCAAAGUCCGGGGAGGUCCUGUUGUACAACCCAAUGGUUAUUUACUAGGUGUUGUAUUGUCUCAAGUUGAGCUGCAUCAAGAGAGGCUUGGUUCCUAGCUUGAGGCCCAAUGUGCCGGGAGGGUACCGUGAUGUAUUGUGCCGGUGAUGGGUUAGGACGACAUGCGGUUAUGGACUGAAAACCGCAUAGGCCGUGUCGCAAUAAGCUUGGGUUCGUUGUCCUUCCUACUGUUGCCAGGUGAUUACCUUCAAACGCUAUCUCUCCUGUUAUCUUAUUGGCCCUUAGGCCUAGACGUCAUGACAUGCCAUGUCGGUUUCCCUCCACUCGUCGGUGUAUCUCCGAUGCUUUUUGCGUAACUGCCUAAACAGAGGUCACCUGUAAGCGCAGUACAUCUCCAAAAAUUAACCUACCGGUACAC